AUGGGCGACGAGAGAGAAGAAUCGAGUAAUUCGGACUCUGAUGCUUCUUCUCAUGAAUCUUGUUAUCCCACCGGUAGUCUUUUUCGACCGAACACCAAGAAGUACGACAUAUUGCUACCCUUAGAUCGCAUGAUAGUUGGAGAUGAAAAGCGUUCUCCUAAUACUAUUGUAUUUAGUACGAUGGCAGUAUUUUCCUUGCGGUUUUCACAAAAAGGACACGAGAUUCUCUGUGGAGGUUCGGACAGAAGCCUACAUAUUUUUGAUCUGGAGUCCAUGACUAGGAUUGUUACGAUUAAUAAUGCACAUGGUGACGAUGUUAAUGCUGUGUGCUAUGGUGAUACAGACUCUCAUCUUCUCUACAGUGGAGGUGACGAUGGACUUGUUAAGGUGUAUGACCGCCGUGCCCUUGGCGAGUUGGAUCACCAACCUGUAGGAGAUUAUGGUACAAGAGAACAUUUUGAAAUCUCUUUUGGUAAUCUGUUGACCUUAAGGCAUCUCAUCAGUAAUUCGAAGGACCAAACGAUAAAACUCUGGGAUUUGCGUCGAUUUUCCAGUUAUAGAACUGUGCAAAAGACGUUGUACUGCGUGCGGAAGCAGUCAUGGGAUUAUCGCUGGCAGCCGGCUCCAAAUACCAAUUAUUCGCCCCUUAAAGGGGACACAUCUGUGGCGACAUUUCGUGGGCAUAGUGUGCUACACACUUUGGUAAGAGCGAAGUUUUCUCCAAGUCGAACUGGAAGGCGAUAUAUUUAUACGGGUUGUGCGCGUGGAGAGGUUAUUAUUUACGACCUUCUGGCAAGCUCUCCCUCAGGGAUGUCCACGUUUGACGCAAGCCUAGAUCCAGUUAUUUGUCGUCUACCUGGCCAUAUGGGGGUCGUUCGCGACGUCGAUUGGCAUCCGACAAAUAACGAAAUAGUGACUAGUGCAGUAAGUAUUUAA
Molecule: messenger RNA, 936 nt
Organism: Angiostrongylus costaricensis
Lineage: Eukaryota; Metazoa; Nematoda; Chromadorea; Rhabditida; Metastrongylidae
Source: the annotation of a GenBank genome assembly